Molecule: messenger RNA, 501 nt
Organism: Silurus meridionalis
Lineage: Eukaryota; Metazoa; Chordata; Actinopteri; Siluriformes; Siluridae
Gene: mrpl57
Product: mitochondrial ribosomal protein L57
Exons: 2
Coding region: 135-443 (102 amino acids)
Biological process (GO): mitochondrial translation
Cellular component (GO): mitochondrial ribosome
Molecular function (GO): structural constituent of ribosome
Source: RefSeq, a predicted model, not a curated record
CUCCCGGGUAAGGCGCGGUGCAUUAUGGGACUCUGCGCUGGAAUCAUGGAGGCUGUGAAUGUGUGUUAGCUGAAGCGCUGAAGGAGAAAAAUCAACACAAUAUCCACAAUACUGCAGAAUUUUUAUAUUAAAGGAUGUUCCUGACCCAGGCUCUGCUGCGGAAGGGGAUUCCGGGCCGGCAGUGGAUCGGGAAAUGGCGCCGGCCACGGCCCGUCAGCUGGCAGAUGAAGAGGAACACGGUGGAGCGUCUGGAGCGCGAGGCUGAGAACGAGUACUGGCUGAGCCGACCAUACAUGAGUGUGGAGCAGGAGAGAGGCCACGCCCACGCCCGCCGCAGGCAAAUCUGGGAAAACAUCUGCCACGCCCGCCAGGGCACGUUCUGCCAACACAAGUCCAUAACGGACCACUUACAGCACCUCAACAUCACCCGCACCUGGAACUGACACACACACACACACACACACACACACUUUUUCCUAAUAAAGUAUUGUUUCACUGUAA